GAAAGUUGAUCUUCCCCGUCCCGGCAAUCCCCGCAUAUCUGUGGUGGGGAUCUCGCUUCGUUUCUGGAUGCGGCACCGAAGGAGAAAAUAUUACCAAUCUUCUACCACCCGCCUAGGACGCCCAGCCUACCUGGGCGAAGCGGUGGCUACUUAGUUUGUCAUAUGUCGGUCUGGGGAAGGCGGAUAUGGGGGUUAGAUUCAUUGGCCUGGACCAGAUAGAGCCGACCGCCAGUAAUAUGAGUUGCUGUAGGCAAGGGUUUCGGGGAAAGGGAUGACGACGCUGUGUCAAAUUCCUAUAUAGACGUAUCCUUAAUAUAAAAUUUAGGUAAAAUUCGUUGCUCUGCCGCAGAACAAAAACAAUGGGCUACCAAACAAGGCAAAAGUUUCAGCUUGCGUCGGAGCGAGGAUACUUUGGUUGUAUCACAACACAAGCCCGUGAGAAGGUGAGAAGGUUGAACCAGGGUACAAGGUACAUACAUACAUACAAGGACCUGCACAUUGAGUGUUGUUGGAGUCCUCACUCAUCCCACAAACUCGGCCUGUACAAGGUUCUCCUCAUGGGGUACACAAAACUUCCCUCGGCCUCCUUCCGCCGAAUCAGCUUUGCGUCUUGCUCGCCAUCCGUGGCACAAGCUUCUGUAGCGGCAUAGGUGGUGUGUUUUUCGGCUCUCAAAGCUUGGAUUGUUGAACUUAAUAAAGUUCUGCUUCCCCCAUUCUUUCCAGCUUCGAUUUUCUCCCUCCCCUUUUUCUUCAUGUUCGUUGGUUUGUCUCUUAUCGCUUCUUCGUUUCUAUGCCCAGGGACAACCCACUUCACCUAGCUAAGGCGCGGUGAAAUACACCCCCUCACAUUCUUCCCGUCGGAUUCCUGCAUCUGGACCGGAUCGACAGCUAAAGGCACAUGGAAAUGGAGGUAGAUCAGGAGCGGAAAGGAGAUGCGGAGUCCGGAAGUUCUUGCGUUGUCGUCCAGGACUUGGACCUCGAUGCCACCCUCGUAAACACCACGGAGAGAAGGUUGAUGACCAAAAUCGACUUGCACCUGCUCCCCGUGCUAUGUGUACUCUAUCUGCUUGCAUUCUUGGACCGUGUCAACAUCAGCAAUGCUGUCAUCUUUGGGCUGAAGGAGGAACUUGGUAUUGAGUCAGGCAACAGAUAUAAUGCCGCUCUGACUAUUUUUUUCUUACCCUACAUUCUACUUGAGAUUCCAUCAAAUGUUCUACUAAAGAAACUGAAGCCUCACCUAUGGCUUUCGGGAUGCAUGUUUGGCUUCGGACUCACCACUCUUUGCCAGGGCUUGGUACAGAACUAUGCAGCCCUCCUAGUAACGCGCUUCCUACUUGGUGUCUUCGAAACUGGCAUGUUUCCAGGAUGCUUCUACCUCCUUGGAAUGUGGUAUCAGCGCACUGAAGCACAGAAACGGUUCAGCUUCUUCUUCAGUUCCACUACUCUCGCCGGUGCCUUUGGAGGCAUGCUCGCAAGCGCCAUCGGAAAGAUGCACGGUACGCGCGGUUAUCUUGGAUGGCGAUGGAUUUUCAUCUUGGAAGGGCUGUUGACAUGCCUCGUCUCCUUUGCGUUUUUCUUCGUGAUCCCUGACUUCCCCGAAGACGUGAAAUGGCUGAAUGAAGAAGAACGGUCUUUCAUUCGGGCUAAACUUGCCAAGGAUGUUGGCGCUGCAGGACACGAGAUGUCGGUGGGUGUGAAGGACGUUCUUGAUGUCUUCAAAGACCUUAAGAUUUUCGUUGGCGGGUUUAUGUACUUUGGCCUGAUUGUCCCUGCAUAUGGAUACGCCUACUUCGCUCCGACCAUUAUAAAGACGUACGGCUAUUCCCCCAUUCAAACCCAACUCUACUCUAUCCCUCCCUGGGCCGCCGCCUUCUGCUUCUCCCUCGCUGUCGCAUACCUAUCUGACCGUCUGCGCAACCGCUUCGUCUUCACCGUCAUCCCAACUUGCAUCGCGAUUGCGGGCUUCGCCAUUCUCCUUAAUGUGCACGGCAAAGAAAAUCGCUCGGUCCAAUAUGGUGCCCUGUUCUUGGUUACUUGUGGCGUAUUCAGCGCCAUGCCAAUCAUCAUUUGCUGGUACGCUAUGAACCUUGGCGGUCAUAAGCGCAGGUCUAUCGGCAUCGCAUGGCAGAUUGGAUUUGGAAAUAUCGGUGGAAUCAUCGCAACCUUCGCGUUCCUCGAGAAGGAUAGGCCCGAGUUCAGAAAUGGGCACACAAUCAGUGUAUCAUUCAUCUGUCUCUCCUCUGUCAGCUGUAUCGCUUAUUUCUUCCUCCUGCUACACCGUAACCGUAGCCGCGACAAGCUGGCUGCAGUUGAUACUGCAGGGGUUCCCGAUCAAGCAGCUAUCGACCCUCAUCUAGGUGAUUUGAGUCCCUCGUAUAGAUAUCAGUUGUAAAUUGCGGUCCUUUUUUUUUUUUUUUUUUUUUUUUUUUUCGGUCACACUAGUGAUUUGGUUUUUUGUGGAUUUGGCAGUUGGAUGAUGAUAUGUAUAAUAUACACAAGGCAACCAAUAUAUUCCAUGCAACCGCGCCCUAGAAAGAAAGAAACCAAUGUCACUUUAUCUGGGAAAUCUCGCUCAAUCAGAAAUAUUGCGCUAAACACUAGUUAACUAGUUGUUCGGAGGCUUUGGUGUUUCCCCAGAUAUGAAAAAUAGAAGAAAGAAGCACAUUUCAAUCAUGCGUCAAAUACGCUCUAAAAUUCCGAUGAGCGCGCUUGCUGAUAUACGUACAUGUACAUGGACAUCCAUACAUCUGUAGAGAUCC
Messenger RNA from Blastomyces gilchristii SLH14081, 2759 nucleotides. RefSeq names its product MFS transporter. The record is from RefSeq and is a predicted model, not a curated record. Bases 899 to 2392 code for a protein of 497 amino acids. NCBI's taxonomy places the organism in Eukaryota, Fungi, Ascomycota, Eurotiomycetes, Onygenales, Ajellomycetaceae. The transcript is spliced from 10 exons. Gene Ontology annotation, cellular component: plasma membrane. Gene Ontology annotation, biological process: transmembrane transport. Gene Ontology annotation, molecular function: transmembrane transporter activity.